GACUGGGUCGGUUCCUCCCUCUUCAGGAGCUACAUUUUCCUGCCUGGAUGUCGGAUUACCAUCGCAGUUCAACCGCAACAGAUGUCUGAGAGCUAGCCAGCUGAGUAGAGGACUCACCUCUCUGCCCGUGCUUUCCACCUGCAGCCAUGAAUGGCGGAGCCAGAGUGUGGGCUAUCGCUCCAGAGGAGAGGGGGAAACACGACAAGCAGUUUGACAGCCUCUCCCCCGUCCUCGGCUAUGUCUCAGGAGAACAAGCCAGGAAAUUCUUCCUCCAGUCCGGCCUGCCUCCUUCUGUCCUGGCUGAGAUCUGGAACCUAGCUGACAUGGAGGGUGAUGGGAAGAUGGACAGACAGGAGUUUUCCAUCGCUAUGAAGCUCAUUAAACUCAAGCUUCAGGGGCGGAACUUACCAUCUGGCCUGCCAACCACCAUGAAGCAACCUCCCGUCUCCAAAUCGGCUUCAACCAUGCCUUCAUCAGCACGUUUUGGAAUGGGUUCUAUGCCAAACCUGUCCAUCGGUCUGUCAUCCAUGUCAGCUCGGUCCUCCAUGCCCAUCCUAACACCCAUUGCGACUAACCACUCCAUGCACUCGGUGCAUACCCUCGUGCCAACGCCAAUGACUCUGCCCCUCAUCAACUGCCUGGUCUACCCUGGACUCCCCAACGGCAAUGUCAACCUCCUCACCCCACCUCUUGUCCCCAACAGUUCAGCGCUCCCUCUCUCUGGCUUUUCCUCUCCGACGGCGUUCUCUCCGUCCACCGGCAUGUCCAACGCCAACUCUCUUCUGGACCUCGGAUCCAGCAGUUCAAACUCUUCCUCCACCACGUCGUUGGCCAGUAACUCUCCGAAGAUGGGUGCGACCGAUUGGUCCGUCCCGCAGGGCUCGAGGCUCAAGUACCGUCAGCAGUUCAACACGCUGGACAAGCUCAUGAGCGGCUACUUGUCCGGACCUCAGGUUAGAAAUGCGCUGAUUGCGUCCAACCUGACCCAGACUCAGCUCGCCACCAUCUGGAACUUAGCGGACGUGAACAAGGACGGUCAGCUGCAAGCGGAUGAGUUCAUUCUGGCCAUGCACCUCGUGGACAUGGCCAAAACUGGCCGACCGCUCCCCCUCACACUGCCUCAAGACCUGGUGCCUCCCUCUUUCAGAGGAGGAAUCGAGCCCAGUGAGCUUGUGAAUGGAACGGGGCCCUACAUCACUCCCUGUCUGAUAGAAACACUCGAGACUGAACCUGGGCAAAAGAGCAAGAGCAGUGUGUCCUUUGAGGACAAGCUGAAGGCGAACUUUGCGCGAGGCAGCGCCGAGCUGGAGAAGCGUCGUCUGGCUCUGGAGGAAGGGCGGAGGAAGGAGAGGGAGAGGAGAGACAGGGAGGCGAGGGAGGCUCACGAAAAGAGGGAGAGGGAGACCAGGGAGCAGGAAAACCGCAGGAGGCUGGCGGAGGAGAGGCGUUUGGAGAGUCACCGAGAAAUGGAGAGACAGAGGGAGGAGGAGAGGCUGAGGGAGCUGGAGAGGAAGGAGGCGGCGAAGCAGGAGAUGGAGCGCCAGCACCGGGAGGAGUGGGAGCGAGCGAAGAGAGAGGAGCUGGGCAGGAGGAGAGGGGGGGAGCAGGAGGAGAUCUCUCGACUCAGGGCCAAAAAGAAGAGUCUGGAGUUGGAGCUGGAGGAUGUGGGAAACAAGCACAAGCAGAUCUCGGACCGCCUCCGGGACGCUCAGAGCAAGAGGCGGGUUCUGAAGGCGGAGGUGGACCUCGUCAAUCAGAAGAGGGACUCGCGCAUCAAUGAGAUCAACUCACUGCAGCUUCAGUUUGAGGAGCAGCAGAGGAAGCUCUCCCAGCUGGUCCCAGAACAGCAAAGAUUGACAGAAAAGCUAAGAAACCUCAACAAAACCCCCUCGACAACUCUGACCUCGCUGACCGGGACCGUGACGGAGAAAGGGGGGAAUUGCCGGCGGCUGAAGGACCAGCUCGACACUCUGGAGAGGGAGACCACCGACAAACUGUCCCAGAUGGAGCAGUACAACAAGGAGCUGAAGGAGCUGAGGGAGAAGCAGGCGAGGCAGCAGGCUGUCCUCGUCGACCUGCACAGAGUCAAAGAAGAGAAACUGAGGGAGCUGCAGAGGCGCAGGGACGAGGAGACGGAGAGGAAGAGGAGGGAGGAAGAAGAGGCGGCCAGACAGGCAAAGCUAGAUCAAGAGAGAAGGGAGCGGCAGGAGAAGGAGGAAGAGGAGGCGCACCAACGGAGGCUCCUGGAGGAGCAGAGGGCCAGACAGAGGGAGGAGGAGGAGGAGAGGGAGGCACAGGCUUGCCUCCAAGCGGCCCAGGAGAAAGCCCAGGAAGAGGAGAGACGGAGGAGGGAGGAGGAGGAGGAGGAGGAGAAGGAGAAGAGGAAGCGGGAGGAGGAGGAGAAGGAGAAGAGGAAGCGGGAGGAGGAGGAGGAAGAGGAGAAGGAGAAAAGGAAGAGGGAGCAGGAGCAGGAAAGGAAAUGGAAAGAAGAAGAAGAAGAAGAGGAGGAGAGGAGAAGGAAAGAAGAGCAGGAGAGAGGAGAACAGCAGCCGGUGUUGGAGGCUCAGCGAUCCUCCCAGCUGACCACGUAUCGAGCUCUGUACGCGUUUGUGGCCCGAAACACAGACGAGCUGAGCAUCGACGCCGACGGCCUGAUCGAGGUGAAUGAGCAGACCGUCGGUGAGCCUGGCUGGUUUUGCGGGAGUUACCAUGGAAACAGGGGCUGGUUUCCCCAGAGUUACGCGGAGAAAUGUCCGACCCCCUCCACGACCAACACGCCUGUCCCUCCUUCAACUGGAAAAUCGUCCUGUCCUCCGCCGCCACCACUUAACGCAAGAGUCCCAGACAAGAAGGCAGCAUGUGACAUCACCGUUCCUGCCCAAUCGGACGCGUCACAGUCCUCCGCCCCUCUGUUGGCUCGAGCCGUCUCCUCGUGGUCGGCCACCCCGGAGACGACGCUCAACCUCGCCUCCGGCGCCGGCGACGUCGCCGCCGCGAUGCUGAGCUUCUCCCAGGGCGACGUCAUCGGCGUGCUGCAGCAGCGGGAGGACUGGUGGUUGGGACAGCUCAACGGGACCCAGGGAUGGUUCCCGAAAAGCUAUGUCGCCGUGGAGACGGGCGGCUAUACAGAUGUGGAUGACACUGACUGUGUUCAGCUAGAAGAGUAUGUUGCUCUGUACACGUACGAGAGCCCAGAGGCGGGGGACCUGACGUUUGUUGAGGGAGACGUUGUCACGGUGACGGAGAGGGAAGGAGAAUGGUGGCGAGGAUGCAUCGGGGAUCAGACCGGGGUUUUCCCCUCUAACUACGUCCGACCCGUUGAACCAGAGGUGUCAAAACCUGGAGCUCCGAUCAAAAAGCCUGCUAUCUCUGUUUUGUCAACAGAGAUAGCCCAGGCAGUCACCACCACCACCACCGCCGCUGUUGCCCCGGCGAUGCAUCAGCUGCAUCUGUCUCCAGGGCAACUGAUUGUGGUCCUGGCCAAGAACUCCACUGGCUGGUGGCUCGGGGAACUGCAGGCUCGAGGCAAGAAGCGGCAGAGAGGCUGGUUUCAUUCCUCUCACGUCAAGCUCCUCGGCCCCUCCAGCAGCCGGCCCUCCCCCUCCCCUCUGCCAGUGUGCCAAGUUAUUGCGAUGUACGACUACGCGGCCGCCAAUCGGGACGAGCUGAGCUUCUCCAAGGGUCAGCUGAUCAGCAUCCUGGACAAGACCAACCCCGACUGGUGGAAAGCAGACAUCGACGGGGUCACGGGCCUGCUGCCCACCAAUUACAUCAAGAUGACCACAGACUCAGACCCCAGUCAGCAAUGGUGCGCCGACCUGAUGACGCUGGACACGAUGAGCCCUCAGGAGAGGAAGAGGCAGGGCUACAUCCACGAGGUCAUCCAGACCGAGGAGACCUACGUGGAAGACCUGGAGCUGGUCCUCGAGGUCUUCUACCGGCCCAUGUCCGAGUCGGGCCGGCUAACGGAGGCUGAGAUGGGAGUGAUCUUUGUUAACUGGAGGGAGCUGAUCGUGUGCAACACCAAAUUACUCAAAGCGCUGCGCGUCCGCAAGAAGACGGAAGGAGAGAACAUGCCGGUCCAGCUGAUCGGGGACCUGUUGGCUUCGGAGCUCGCCCACAUGCAGCCGUACAUCCGCUUCUGCUCCUGCCAGCUCAACGCCGCUGCCUUGCUGCAGAGCAGAACCCACAGCCAGCCCGACUUCAAAGACUUCCUCAAGAAGAUCGCCACUAACUACCGCUGCAAAGGAAUGCCACUGUCCAGCUUCCUCCUCAAGCCCAUGCAGAGGAUCACACGCUACCCCCUGCUCAUAAAGAACGCAAGUGGAAAAUAUUCUCUGUGUCGUCUCGUGACAAACACCCUCCUUUCCCCAUCUUUUCCUCCUGAUCUUCAUCGUGUGCACCUUCAGAUCCUGGAGCACACCCCGGACUGCCACGCGGACCGCAGCCCGCUGAGGGAAGCUCUGCAGCGGGCCGAGGAGCUGUGCUCCCAGGUCAACGAGGGGGUCCGGGAGAAGGAGAACUCUGACCGGCUGGAGUGGACGCAGGGCCACGUGCAGUGUGACGGACCCAUCGAGCACUUGGUCUUCAACUCGCUGACUAAUUGCCUCGGGCCUCGCAGGCUCCUCCACAGCGGUCGGCUUCACAAAACCAAAAGCAGCAGGGAGCUGUGGGCUUUCCUCUUCAACGAUUUCCUCCUCCUCACACACAGCGCCAAACCCUUCUCCUCUUCAGGACCAGACAAGCUAUUCGGCCUCAAGACCAACAUCCAGCUGAAGAUGUACAAAACGCCGCUGUUUCUAAACGAGGUGUUGGUCAAAAUGCCGGCGGACCCGUCCAGCGACGAGCCGAUCUUCCACGUCUCGCACAUCGAUCGCGUCUACACGCUCAAAACCGAGACCUUGAACGAGAGGACAACGUGGGUCCAGAAGAUCAAAGCGGCAUCGGAACAAUUCAUAGAGACGGAGAAGAAGAAGAGAGAGAAGGCGUACCAAGCUCGCUCCCUGAAGACCAGCGGCAUCGGCCGCCUGCUGGUGACCGUCACCGAAGCCCAGGAGCUGAAAGCCUGUAAACCCAACGGUAAGAGCAACCCGUACUGCGAGCUGACCAUGGGGGCCCAGUGCUACACCUCCCGGCCCAUCGGCGACACUCUGAACCCAAAGUGGAACUUCAACUGCCAGUUCUUCAUCAAAGACCUCUACCAGGACAUCCUGUGUAUCACUGUGUUCGAGAAGGACCAGUUCUCACCCGACGAUUUCCUGGGUCGUACGGAGGUUCCCGUGGCAACCAUAAAGAAAGAGAUGGAGAGCAAAGGUGCAGCGAAUCGUCGCCUACUGCUGCACGAAGUCUCCACUGGAGAGGUUUGGGUCAAGCUCGACCUGCAGCUCUACGAGCCGAUCAAGUGAGGACGACGCACGGCCAAAACACUCCCUCGGGCAUUCGCACCACUCCUUUUCUUUUUUAGAGUACCGUAUUUUUUGCACUAUAGGGCGCACUAGAUUAUAAGGCGCACUGUCAAUGAAUGGUCUAUUUUCGAUCUUUUUUCAUAUAUAAAGCGCACCGGACUAUAAGGCGCAUUAAGCGGAAAAAAAAGCUGGAUCUUCUUUUCAGUGAUCUUGUUUUUGCAGUAUGCGCAGAAAAUGACCAACUUUUCUUCGUAAUCUUUUGGCAGUUGCUGCGAGACGGUAGUUCGUGUGCGGAUAGAGAGAUUACGUCUUUUCAUAAAACGAAAGCACCAAGAAGGACCGCCUCGAAAGUCAUUGAUAUUCAUGUCCCGUGCUCACGCUGUUGCCUUCAGUCGAAUAGAGACUGUAGAGACGCUUCUACCUGCUGCUCUCUGUUCAAUAACCCACUGUUCAAUUUUGUCCUCUAACUGUGGCCAUCUCGCUUUGUUCCUGCGGAAACUCUGUGUGGUCUUCUUUACUUGGCGCAGGUCAUCUUCUUGCUUCCUCCACUUCCGUACCAUUGAUUCAUUGAUGUUGAAUUCUCUCGCAGCUGCUCUAUUCCCAUGUUCUACUGCGUGACUGAUAGCCUUGAGUUUGAAGUCCGCGUCGUAAGCGUGUCUUUUGACAGGUGCCAUUUUGGGAUCCUUAUACACACACUGUAAUAUUAUGGUGAAGCACAGUAUGUAUUACUCCGCGACGCUCCUGGCUACGGUAGCCGUAAUGCUGCAAGCGGUGCGGCUUUGUAGUUUACCAAAGUCGUACUAAAACAUUUUGACUUAGCGCCGUGAGCGCCUUGUACCACACAAAAUCGCUUAGAGGUCAGUAAGCAAAACCAGAAUUAAUCCAUAUAUACGGCGCUUCGGAUUAUAAAGCGCACUGUCGUUUUUUGAGAAAAUUAAAGGCUUUAAAGUGCGCCCUUUAGUGCAAAAAAUACGGUAAUGAAGAGAAGACAUUUUGCAUAACGGCUGCACACAUCUAGAAGUGCCUACCUGUAGCUGUGCCUUGAACAACUCUUGAUUUUACUGCCUUUUUUUGCCUCGAGUCCCCUAAACUCAUCGAAGUGACCUUGCCAAAAAUGGAGAACGACAAACCGAUGGAGUAGAAACGUAUUGUGGAAAAAGGGUGGUCUUGUUCCCAACAAACCAGCUAAAAUAAAUAAGAUUAAAAUUGGCCGCAGUCGCGAUAUAGUUGAGUUUUUACAAAUAUGUACAGUAUCCUAUUUUACCCUUCAUGGAGGAAAACCACCUUGUCCAACAUGUCCUCUUUGUUCAUAGGAAGACGUGUGUCCUGUUAUGCCAUCAUUUAAAAAAUGCUGCACACUACUGUUCAAUGUGAUGUCAAAUGUACUGAAAAUGGCGUAAAUAAAAUGGACAUACAGUAAAA
Pseudoliparis swirei is the source of this 6827-nucleotide messenger RNA. RefSeq names its product intersectin 2a (gene itsn2a). NCBI's taxonomy places the organism in Eukaryota, Metazoa, Chordata, Actinopteri, Perciformes, Liparidae. The record is from RefSeq and is a predicted model, not a curated record. The coding region runs from base 147 to 5405 and encodes 1752 amino acids. The transcript is spliced from 37 exons. Gene Ontology annotation, biological process: positive regulation of Rho protein signal transduction; intracellular signal transduction. Gene Ontology annotation, molecular function: protein binding; guanyl-nucleotide exchange factor activity; calcium ion binding.